GAAAUUGAAUUAACAACAUUGAUAAAUGAUCAUAUAAUAUUUCAAAAACACUUAAUUUAUUUUAAAAAAACAUUUUACAUUGUUCGUAAUUUAAGAAAUAAAAGUGAGUCCUCCCCUCCUAGACCCUCAAUCCAAACACACUCUUAGAUAAUACCAGCCUCUUUCUAUUUUUAAAUAGCAAUGAAAAUUCUAAGAAAAUGGGACAUCCACCGUAGGUGUAAACUAGUUUUACACUGACUUUCAUUGAUAACAGCAGUUUGCGGUUAUUUUGAAAUUGCAGUUAUAAAAUGAGUUUACGAGACAAUAUCACAAGUUUUUAUUGAAAGUUGGUUUAAAACUAAUUUACACCAACAUAACAUCUUCAUUAAGCCUAUUGAUUAGUUCCGAAAGAAUAACAAAGUAAAAACUGUGGUAAUAUUAUGUUUUUGCUAUUCUUUGGUGCAUCUUGUUAGAAUGCAUCCCACAGUCUUUUAAAUUUAGCUUUUGCAUCAUAUUAGUCCUUUAUGUUUUUUAUUUUAUUUUGGUCCUUCAAAUCAUACAACGUUUGCACCUUUAGCCUUCUUUAUACAAGUUAUGUUGUAUGGUUCUGUUUAUUAUCUCUCCAUUUAGGAGGUAUCUUUUUCUUCCAGUGAUUUUUCUACGUUCUGUUGAGCUUUUCUAAUGUGAGAAUUCAAAUUGUUAUGCUACUAUGUCUUAGAAAGCAACUAUAAGCAGCUUAAGAAGUAUGUUUGGUUCCACUUAGCAGGAGCCUAAGUUAAUUCUCGAGGUGUAGAAUUAAUUCUAAUUUUUGACAUAUUUGAGUGUUCUCUAGUAAAAUUGACUGUCUUUAGAAUAGAUUCUAACUUGAAACUAGAGUUCGAAAUUUUUCCAUGUAUAUUUGAUUAUUAAUUUUAAAGAAAUUGCUCAACUCAUUUUUACAUUAAUGUAUUCAAAUCUAAAUUACUUUAAAGUUUAAAUUCAGCUCACUUUUAGGUGGAAUAUAUUUUUAUCACCAUAAAACCAAAAAGAUACAAAAGAAAUGAGCCAUGUAGAGUACUUAUUCACCAAAAUGAAGCGGACUAUAUUGAAGGGAGAUAUGGCAUGGUGAAACCAAGUGACUAAAUAAUAAAUUGGUUACAGACAUAGUUUGCUACAAGGAAAAAUCUAAUAUUUUAUUUGUAGACUAAAGUCCAAAAAUUUUUAAAGACCCUAGGCUGUCCCCAACUAUUUAUAACGCUCAUGAGGCCUUUCAGGAGGACCAGAACUUUCUUCUGAUCACUAUAUCUGCCUCAACAUUGUUUGCUUUGCCCCUCUAAUUGUAGGAGAAAACCCAUAUGAUUCACCUACCUUCUGAAUUCUAUUUACAAAACUAAAGUUGAUGCCAAACAACAUAUAGAUGAGAGGUCAACCCUCUUUAAAGUAAGAAUUAUAACAAAAGGAAUGGAAUUAGAUAGCCUAGUGAAACAACUAAACACCUCUAGAGCAAAAGACUUGAUGAACCCAAAAAACCAACACUGUGUUGUGAAUGAUGGUGUCUCUGUUGGUCAAAAUUUAUCAAAAAUUGGCAAAGUUGUUGAUGCUCAACAUGCACAAAAACGAUCCACACAACCCCAAGAGUAUAAAAAACAGGUUAGAAGGAGACUCCACACUGUUAAACCUUAUCAAGAAAGGCUACUGAAUAUGGCAGAGGCAAGGAGAGAGAUUGUCACCGCCUUGAAAUUUCACAGGGCAUCUAUGAAAGAAGCAAGUGAGCAGCAGAAGCAGCAGCAACAAGAAGCUCAAGAACAGCAGCAAAGACAGUCACCAUCCCCUCAGCCUUCACAACACCAAAGUUUUGAUCAAGAUGGAAGAUAUAAGUCUAGGAGAAACCCUAGAAUUUAUCCAUCAUGCACAACCAAAACCAAUUCUUCAAGUUACUUGAAUGAUUUUUCCUAUCCAUAUUUAUCUCAUAUUCCUCCUUCAGUUCCAAAUUCUCACACUUGGCCUGCUGCUUCACCAAUUAAUCCACCACCCCUUUUGGCUGAAAACCCCAAUUUCAUUCUUCCAAAUCAGACUUUGGGACUGAACCUCAAUUUUCAUGAUUUCAAUAACUUAGAAUUUACCGUUCACCUUAAUAACUCGUCCUCUACAUCCUCUUACUCAUCUGGAACCUCGUCUUCUGCUUCACAGGAUGUUCCUUCUGUUGGAACAUUACAGGCAGAGGGGUUUUCUAUUGAUUCACAUGCUGCAACUCAUGUUACCGGAGGCUUACAUACUGUCAUGGAUGAUGAGGCUAUGGCAGAGAUCAGAUCUUUAGGUAAUCAAUAUCAAAUGGAAUGGAAUGACACUAUGAAUUUGGUUAAAUCAGCUUGUUGGGUCAAGUACUUAAAGCAUAUGGAACAUGGAGCACCUGAAGCCAAGGGUGAAAAUGAUGCAUACCGUGAUUUUGACCAACCUCUGGAGUUUCCAGCUUGGUUGAAUGCAAAUGAAAGCAGCCUAGAGCUCUGCUCGGAGGAUAAUUUCCAAGAUUCUACUUUACCUUGCAUGGACAUCGGAGAUAUUGAUGGUAUGGAUGACGAUUGGUUAGCGUGACAAAGGCAAAGAUCGAUUAUUUUGGUUACAGUCAAGCUUUGCUACUCAUUUUUAUUUUUACAUUUGUGGGGGUACUGACCCCAUUAUAAUUCCCUUACCCCACUUUUCUACUUCUUUUUGUAUAAUAAAUAAGGCGGCUUGCAAAUAUCAGUAGAGAGAGGCAGGCAUCAUCAGUAUAUGAGUGAUGAAUAUUUUUGCUCCCAUUACUCCUUUUUCCACAAUUUCAUUUAAGUUGUAAUAUUGAACAAUACCAAAUAUAUUUUUGUAAUUCUCUUCAAUCAAAUGCCAUGAGUGUUUUCUA
This is a messenger RNA of Medicago truncatula (barrel medic), 2851 nucleotides long. Its product is annotated as transcription factor btd. The transcript is spliced from 2 exons. The coding region runs from base 1420 to 2550 and encodes 376 amino acids. NCBI's taxonomy places the organism in Eukaryota, Viridiplantae, Streptophyta, Magnoliopsida, Fabales, Fabaceae. The record is from RefSeq and is a predicted model, not a curated record.